UCGGUUGCGAACUUUUCGUAGCCAUUUAUUACGCGUUUCCAUUAUCUCAAGCAACCUUCACCAGCGGUCAGCAGCAUCCGUUCGAUUAGUUUGCUACCUGACCGCGGUGAAGAAAGAUCAUGACCGAGCAGAAGAGCGUUGAACCAGCCUUCCUGCAGCUCAGUGAGCUGGCAUCGGAGAGUAGCGGUGGUCGAAUCUUGUUCGCCACGGACGAUUGGUUUGCACCGGCGGAAUGGAUGCUGAAGGACUCGGAACCGAUAUUCAUUGCCGAUAAGUACACCCCCUAUGGCAAGUGGAUGGACGGCUGGGAAACUAGACGUAAGCGGAUAGCAGGCCACGAUUGGUGUAUCGUUCGGUUGGCAGCACUAAGCACCAUCAAAGGAGUUCUUGUCGACACGGCGCAUUUCACGGGAAACUACGCACCGAAGUUUUCGAUGCAAGGUGCCAAGUUGAGUCGGUCAAAGGAAGAAUUAAUACCGGAGCGUGGACGAGAGAUGAUCGGAACGGCGUGUAGCCAAAAAGAUUUGGAAGCGAUGGCUGACUUAGGCAGUGAAGACUGGAUGACAGUUAUCGGGAUGACGCAGUUGAAACCAGGCUACGAUGCUACUAGAAAACAAUAUUUCAACAUCGAUGGUUGCAAUGAACCAUUCACUCAUUUGAGGGUUAAUAUCUUCCCAGAUGGCGGGAUUGCAAGAUUGCGCGUGUUUGGAGAAGUGCAGCCCGACAUAAAAGCAAUGCUCUCGGGGAGUAAUUUGAUAGAUCUUUUGGGUAUGCUGAACGGAGGUCAGUGUCUCAGCUUCUCUAACGCGCACUACGGUCACCCACGAAAUCUGAUUAAACCGAACCGUGGUGUCAACAUGGGCGACGGUUGGGAAACAGCCCGAAGGCUUGACCGUCCACCGGUCCUGAAAACCGAUAAACAAGGUAUCCUUCAGGUGCCCGGUUGUGAGUGGGCCAUUUUUCGAUUGUGCUCGAAGGGCACGGUAGAGAAGAUCGUAGUUGAUACCAAUCACUUCAAGGGUAAUUUUCCGGAUAAUGUUAAAAUCGAAGCUACGCUGUUGGACGCUAAUCGGACACUUCAGUCAGCCCAAUGGAGAGUGCUACUGGACAGCAGUAAACUUGCGGCCCAUCAGGAGCACAUAUUUCAGGAGGAAAAACUGCAGUUCCGUGGACCGUGCAAUCACAUCAGAAUUACCAUGUCACCGGAUGGUGGCAUUUCGCGGGUUCGACUCUUCGGCAGAGUACUGUGAGUUUUUGCUAAUUGAAUGAUUCAGCAUUUUUUGGUGACAGUCGGCUUGCUGUUUGUGUAUUUUUAUUGAUAUGCCUGAAUUAUUUAACUGUGCGUAAUUUCGCAGUCAGCCUUAUCAGCACCUGAGCCAAAAAAAGUACGUUUGACAGUCCGCGCGAAAUGUAUCCUUUCCAAAUUCCAAUUGUUUUCAAUUUAUUUGCUAGAGUAGAGCGUUAACAGUUGAUGAUGGAAUAUUUUUGUUGCAGUUAUAGAAAAGUAAUAAACCAGUGCGUAAAACUUUCCGAA
Messenger RNA from Wyeomyia smithii (pitcher-plant mosquito), 1534 nucleotides. RefSeq names its product allantoicase-like. Gene Ontology annotation, biological process: allantoin catabolic process. NCBI's taxonomy places the organism in Eukaryota, Metazoa, Arthropoda, Insecta, Diptera, Culicidae. The transcript is spliced from 2 exons. The coding region runs from base 120 to 1250 and encodes 376 amino acids. The record is from RefSeq and is a predicted model, not a curated record. Gene Ontology annotation, molecular function: allantoicase activity.